Messenger RNA from Botrytis byssoidea, 372 nucleotides. RefSeq lists its product as uncharacterized. Bases 1 to 372 code for a protein of 123 amino acids. The transcript has a single exon. NCBI's taxonomy places the organism in Eukaryota, Fungi, Ascomycota, Leotiomycetes, Helotiales, Sclerotiniaceae. The record is from RefSeq and is a predicted model, not a curated record.
AUGCCGUACCUAGGACUCACGUCUAUCGAUCCAUUCGGAAUACUUUCCACUAGCCAAAAGUCUACACCACUACCUUCUCAUGCCCAUGACUCACCUCGCGAAACAUCUCAACAAAUUUGGAGUUUGAAAGAAUGGAUUUUCUAUCCAUUCACUGUUUUCAACAACCGAGAGGAGUUCGACGAAAAAAUCAGAGAAAUACUCGUGCAAGGGUCCAUGGUGACCAUCUGUGAAAUCUGGACUGAUGCUAGACUAUUGACUAGAAUGUCUGCUUUACAAAGUUUGUCAAGUCUCGGAGAAAGCAAAAGUGCUUUGAAGAAUUGGCUGGGACCUGAGAGACGGAGAGUGCAACGAUGUAAAAAGAAGACAGAAUGA